CUGUGAUCGGCAACACAGGACUGGAGGUGUUGACGGUGAUCAGCUGUGUUGCUCCUGCCCGCCUGCAGCUGACUACAUGGCGACGGUGGCCAAAAUGAGUUACCGGUCUGCAAUGAAUUUUGUCCGACGAGGUUUAUUGGGCCAGUUUCAAAGGAAUUCUCAUAGAUUUUUAAACUUAAGAGGUUUGAGCUCUAGCAUUGGUGAAGAACAACCUAAUUUCCCUGGGUCACGCUCCAAGUGGACGGAAAAGCUUGAUUUUGUACAGCCAGAUCUUUAUGAUGGCAUACCAGUGUAUCGUGUCAUGGACCGCAAGGGCCAAAUCAUCGAUCCUGCAUAUGAUCCCAAGCUGGAUGAGGAGGUUGUAGUACGUAUGUAUCACAAAAUGACACUGCUCAACACAAUGGAUCGCAUUAUGUAUGAAUCCCAGCGCCAGGGUCGCAUCUCAUUUUACAUGACCAACUAUGGUGAGGAAGGAACACACAUUGGCUCAGCUGCUGCACUAGAUGACAGAGACCUUGUCUACGGUCAAUAUCGAGAAGCAGGUGUGCUGAUGUGGCGAGGGUUCUCUCUGGAUCGCUUCAUGAACCAAUGUUAUGGCAAUGAGAGGGAUAGUGGAAAAGGGAGACAGAUGCCUGUUCAUUAUGGUUCUAAUGAGCACAACUUUGUUACUAUUUCUUCACCAUUAGCCACACAGAUGCCUCAAGCUGUUGGAAGUGCAUAUGCCUACAAACGUGCUCAGAAUGGUCAGUGUGUCAUCUGUUACUUUGGGGAAGGAACAUCUAGUGAAGGAGAUGCUCAUGCUGCAUUUAACUUCUCAGCAACACUUGAAUGUCCUUUGAUAUUUUUCUGCCGUAACAAUGGAUAUGCCAUUUCAACACCUACGAGUGAGCAGUAUCGUGGAGAUGGUGUUGCUGCAAGAGGUCCGGCUUAUGGUAUGGCCACCAUUCGCGUUGAUGGGAAUGAUGUCUUUGCUGUUUAUAAUGUUACCAAAGCUGCACGACACAUUACUGUUACUGAAAACCGUCCAGUUCUCAUAGAGGCUAUGACUUACAGAAUUGGCCAUCAUAGCACAUCAGAUGAUAGUUCGGCAUACCGCUCAGUAGAUGAAGUGCGACAGUGGGAUUCUACCCAGCAUCCUAUUGCCCGUCUGCGUGCUUACAUGGUUACUCAAGGAUGGUGGGAUGACGCUAAGGAAAAACAUUGGAAAGAUGAAUGCAAGCGCCAGGUGAUGCAGUCCUUUGCCAGGGCUGAGCGCCGUCAAAAACCUAGUUGGAGAGAAAUGUUUACAGAUGUAUAUGAUGUGAUGCCUCAACACAUUAAAGAACAGUGUGAAUACAUGCAAGCCCAUGUUCAAGAAUAUGAAGAGCAUUAUCCUGUCAAGAAUUUUGCUAAGGACCAACAUUAAGAUUUUAUUUUCAAAAUUACCUGUACAGUAUGCCCGGAUAACUCUUGGAUUUUUAUUUGGCGGUCUUCUAUUAUUCGCGGAUAACAACCUGGACAUACCCAAGAAUGUCUGUGGGUAGUUUUAAAGUUGCCGGCAUUUUUGCAGCUGGGACAGGGAGCCAUUCAUUCUAGAGACAGUAAUUUUCUUUACCUGUAUUGUAUAUACAGGGUAUGUGUGUGUGUGUAGACACACACACAACACAUACAAAUACAUAAUAAUGGGAAAAUCCUCUCAGAAAUAAUCAGAAACAAUAGUAUUAAAAUUGUUGAGUCUGCCUUCAAGUCUACUUCGUGCCAUAUUAAUAACAAAGCACGAACAACAACAAUAGUACAGUUUUUAAAUUAGUGUAUUAUUUCUUAAAAGCACUGGUUCUUUUUCUAAAUUAUAAAAAAAAUCAUUAGCACUAACUAUUGUACAGGUUCCGUUCCAGAGGACGUUCUUAGGUUGGAUUUGUAAGUAAGUCGAAAUACAUGCUAUGUGCAUACCUUAUUUACAGAACAAUGUUUAAAAUCCCACUACAGUCAACCCUCACUUUACGCGGUUAAUGUAACCCACAGGGUGCCGCGGAAAGU
Molecule: messenger RNA, 2016 nt
Organism: Homarus americanus (American lobster)
Lineage: Eukaryota; Metazoa; Arthropoda; Malacostraca; Decapoda; Nephropidae
Gene: BckdhA
Product: 2-oxoisovalerate dehydrogenase subunit alpha, mitochondrial-like
Exons: 9
Coding region: 77-1405 (442 amino acids)
Biological process (GO): branched-chain amino acid catabolic process
Molecular function (GO): oxidoreductase activity, acting on the aldehyde or oxo group of donors, disulfide as acceptor
Source: RefSeq, a predicted model, not a curated record